ACGGGAAGCAGAUGUCAAUUUGGUCCCGAUGAGUGUAUUGGAAUGAGUUGCCCAAAUGGAGGUGUAUGUCAUGAUUUACCUGGUCUGGGAACAACUAAAUGUAUUUGCAGGACUGGUUUUACUGGUCCGGAUUGUUCACAAAUUGUUGAUCCAUGUUUUAUGGAUAAUCCAUGCAAACAUGGUGCUGAUUGUGUUCCAUUACAAUUGGGACGAUUUAAAUGCAAAUGUUUACCGGGAUGGACUGGACCAACAUGUUCAAUCAAUAUUGGUCUGAUCAAUUGUUUUUUUUUUUCUCCUCUCAACAUUUUAAUUAAAUAUUCAAUAAUUAAUAAUGAUUUUUUAACACUUAAUCAUAAUAACAUAUGA
Messenger RNA from Acanthocheilonema viteae, 366 nucleotides. NCBI's taxonomy places the organism in Eukaryota, Metazoa, Nematoda, Chromadorea, Rhabditida, Onchocercidae. The record is from the annotation of a GenBank genome assembly.